CGACUCUUUCACGCAAGUCAUUCAGUUGAGAGCGUAAAGCAGACGACACUGACACUUGCUAUAUCUGUAGAAGAGCGCGAAAGAGUAACCUGGAUAUAAAUCAAGCGAGUUCAUAGAUGUUUGCAUAUUCAAUAAUUCAACUGUUGAACUUCAUUGUUGACGAGUGGAAUUAAGGUGAAGUUUUGUUCGUACCCAGUUCAUAAUAGAACACAGCAUUGGAAAUAUUGCAAAGUACUGUAAAUGUGAAUUUGAAAUAAAUACCCUGGACUCUACAGUUGCAGUAGUCAACAUCAACUAGUGGCAGACUACCAAACACUGUAUUACAACCGCUGUAACUUGUGAAGGAGUUAAACGAAAGAACUCCAGGAUGAGCUCAAGCGGUACUCAGGAAACCCCGGCAUCAUCGUCGCCGUCGGGUGUGGCGAUCACGGCACAGCAGGAGAAGGUACUUGAACAGGAGUUCAAGCAAGAAAAGAACUGGGACGAUAUCACACUCGAGCUGGUGGUUGCAGAAUGCGGUCUUUGCGAAAAGGACGUCGAGAAAUGGUACUCUUGGCGCAAGAAUGAAUGGCGAAGAACUGAAGGAUUACGCAUCGGAUCUGGCUCUCUUACAGACAUGUGAAGUCAAGGAUACCUUACUCCACGCAAUCAUUGUCAUCAUCUCAGUAUCAGCGACUUCCAGAUAGAUGCCAUCAGUGGAGAACGAACUGUCAUAAUUACAGACCUGCGCAGAGAGUAUAUUAGCUGACAAAUAUCAAGGGACGCGUAACUUAGAGAGGAUGGACUUUAUGCAUGUUUAUGGGAGAUGAUUGUGGUCUCUUAAAUUUAGGGGGGGGGGUAAUACAUAAGGAUGGGGGCUUUAAAGAAAACUGUAUAUGAAGAUGGGGGUACCGUUGGGAUAUGAAGCUCAGGAUAAACUAACAGUUAAUUAACACAGGGAAAUUAAACAGAAACGCAUUUAGAUAACUUGAGAGAGAGAGAGAGAGAGAGAGAGAGAGAGAGAGAGACAGAGACAGAGAGACAGAGAGACAGAGAGAGAGACAGAGAGAGAGACAGAGACAAACAGACAGAUAGAGAUAGAGACAUUUUUUUAAAUAAAACAUGAAAGAAUACAAUAGCAAAGACCUUGAAAAAUAAACUUAAAGAUACACAAAAUUAUAAAAUAUAUUUUGCCUAUAAAAAUCAUGUUCGGAUUAUAUAGUUCAAUAUGCAAGGCGGUAUUAAACUUGCCUGAAGUUGAUUUUUUGAAAGUAUUUGAGAACAUGUAAAGUAUAGUUGAGAGAAGAGGGAGUAAGAGCCCGAGUAAUAGAUGGUGCGUUCAGUGUGACUGAAAUAUACUCAUAAGGAUAAUUACGUAGGUAUUCUCCGUGGCAUGCAGGCUACUGAUAAAGAGAGUCUUGUACGCAAGCUUAAAUAAUCACGACUUCCAGGCCUAAAUUGGGUUGAUUCUGCAAAUCCAUUGCUUUCAUUUUCGGGAAACCCGGAACGGAAACGGGGGAUCAACCAUGUGAUGCAAUCAACAUCAUUCCGGAUCAGUUGCUAUGGAAACUGUCACAUAAUGAAACACAUCCGGGAUGACGAUGCUGUAAAUUGACGAGGGAAUUUAGCUUCAUGUCUUUCUCAAGAAAACAUGCGUGUAAAUGGUUUAGAGAACAUGCCAGUGAUUUAUAUUCUGCUCAGGUCCUCCAAAAUAAGCACCGAGGCAAUAUCUUGUUGACAAAAUAUGACUGGGAACAUUCUGGAUUUGUAUCGCCUUUUCUUACUUAAUGGCUGACGACAUUAUCAAGUUUAAUAUCUCUGUCUGCAUAUAAAUUUCCGAUACAGAAGCCGGGCUAAAAAAAAGACAUUUUAAACGAUGUAUAAAAGAGAUAUGAUUUACACGAUGUUGAUUUUGUAAAUAACAAAAGAUUUUCUCUAAACGAAAAAGUAAGAAGAAUUGAGAGGAUGACAGAAAAACGAAAAAA
Molecule: messenger RNA, 1964 nt
Organism: Strongylocentrotus purpuratus (purple sea urchin)
Lineage: Eukaryota; Metazoa; Echinodermata; Echinoidea; Camarodonta; Strongylocentrotidae
Product: homeodomain-only protein
Exons: 2
Coding region: 368-622 (84 amino acids)
Biological process (GO): cell differentiation; regulation of transcription by RNA polymerase II
Cellular component (GO): nucleus
Molecular function (GO): DNA binding
Source: RefSeq, a predicted model, not a curated record